Scylla paramamosain (green mud crab) is the source of this 2887-nucleotide messenger RNA. RefSeq names its product zinc finger protein 699-like. Gene Ontology annotation, molecular function: RNA polymerase II cis-regulatory region sequence-specific DNA binding; DNA-binding transcription factor activity, RNA polymerase II-specific. The transcript is spliced from 8 exons. The record is from RefSeq and is a predicted model, not a curated record. Gene Ontology annotation, cellular component: nucleus. The coding region runs from base 110 to 2470 and encodes 786 amino acids. Gene Ontology annotation, biological process: regulation of transcription by RNA polymerase II. NCBI's taxonomy places the organism in Eukaryota, Metazoa, Arthropoda, Malacostraca, Decapoda, Portunidae.
AAAUUUAAACUCUUUGGUCGUAGUAUUUGACAUCAAGAAUACUCAUGAAGCAGAGGAUGUAAAGGACAUAUCAUAUAGCAUAUGGAGGAAAUGGAAAUAAACAAAUAGAAUGAAAUAUAUAGCAAAACACACACACACACACACACACACACACACACACGAAAGAGAGAGGAAAGAGAUAAAAAGGUGCCGUUAUAAAGGCUACACCCCGAAAACCGUGGUCACAUGUAAACAAACCUGCUGGCGAUGUGCAGAGGGCUCGACAAUGCUACAUAAUGUGUCAAGAAACUGUUGUUGUUUAUGCGGCAAGAGGAAGUCUACACACCCAAACAUAGUAUUUCAUUUAUUUCCCAAGGAUGCGAAGAGACGACAACAGUGGGUGCAAACCCUCAACAUUGCCUAUGUGAAACACACACAGGUGGUGUGUGAGGAUCAUUUUGUGCCUCAUCACAUAGGCUCAAAGGGGCAUCUUCUGAGCACUGCUGUUCCAAUUCCCACAAAUGGCAGUGAGGGACAGACUUCCUCAAGUGUUGUGCAUACCACUGAGCAGCAAGCUUCCUCAGGUGUUACUGCAUCAGCAGAGGCACAGAAUGUAGCAGAAACAGAUCAUGAUGCAAGCACCUUAUAUGAACUGCCAAGCUAUGAUUUGUAUGCUUCAGGUUUUGGCCGUCUAGAAGAGCCUUGUGAUGUGCUAUUGCCUGCCUUGCCACUAUCUGAAGUAUAUACAUCUUUGGCUCAAGAACCAUCACAAAGUAGUACAGGUUAUUUGCAUGAUGAGCAAGAUUGUUUUGGUACGGAGUUUAGUGUUCUCCCCAAUGCCCAUCAGCUGCUUCUCCACCCACAGCCCCAGGAAGAGCUAUUACCUCUGCAGCCAUGCGAAGAAGAUGAUGACAACAAUUUGGACCACCAAGAGCGGCACAUCACAAUGUCCUCUGCUUCAACUUUUAGUUUUAAAGAGAACUCAUUGCCUCAUGAUGAUCUUGGUGGAGAUAACCUUGGAAAUGACCCAGAAGAUACUGAGUAUAGUUCAGAUGAUGAUUUUGCUUUCUGGCAAAAGAUGAAGAGGCAUGCAAAGCGAAGGGGUAAAAAAUCAUCCAGGAACAAACUUUUUGCUAAGUACAUGAAAUCUUCACAUCAGAGUAAUUUAAGAAACUCUCAUAUAAACAUUCAGAGGUGUAGUGAUCAACAAUCAUCAUCAACAAAAGAAGGCAACAAGACAUCUGAUAAAGUCAACAGUGUUGUAAAAGGAUCAGAAAAUGAUGACUGGAUAACUGAUGAUGAAGUGGAUGAUGAGGAUCAUGAAAACAUUGAACUGGCCUUCAAGAGAGAGUUUGAGGAGAAACGUCUUCCACCCAAUAGUAAGGAGAAAAACUUUGUAUGCAAAAUUUGUGGGAAGGCAUAUUCAAAGCACAGUUUCUUAAGGGCACAUAUUGUUAAAGAUCACAAAGAACAUGAAGAAGCCAAGAGGUACCCAUAUUUUUGUCAGCAUUGCAAGAAAGUUUAUGUCAAAGAAAAAGAUCUGUUGAAACACCAGCAGCAAUUCAGUGGCCCUUGUGAAAUAUGUGGGGUAGUGCUAGGAUGCAGUGAUCUGUUUUGGGUACAUAGAAGAGAUCAUGACAGUGUUUGUAAGGUGUGUAACAAGGAAUUCAGGAAAAUGAGUUCAUUGUACAUCCAUAUGAACAUGAAACACUCAAAAAAAGGAGUAUCUUGUCCUGUCUGUGAUAAAAGAUUUCGUUAUAAAUCCUUAAUAAAAAAGCACAUUGCAAAGGUACAUGAUAAUUCUGAAUUAACAAGAUACAAAUGUGACAGUUGUGAUUUCUCAGUAAUGACACAAAGGGCUCUGAAAAUUCAUCAGAGUAAGGUUCAUGGUUCAAAGCUUGAUUUGUUUACCUGUAAGAAAUGUAAAAAGACAUUUAGCACUAAGCUGACUUAUAAGAAUCAUGUUGCUAUCCAUGUUAGGAAAAGCAACAUUAUUUGCCCUCUGUGUUCUAAGAAAUUUAUAUCACAGGAAGAAUUACAAACACACAGAAUAUCUGUCCAUGAAGUAACAGAUAGAGUAGAUAGUAGAAAAGGGACACUAUCAAGCCAUCUAAAUAGUAGUCAUUUGUCACACUAUGUAUGUGCUUUGUGUAACAUAACAUUGAGUAGUAAUGAAGACAUGUCUCAGCAUAUGCAUAAGUACCAUGACAUGGAUAUAGAUUCUCCCAGAGAAAUUAGACUAGAAAUUGAACGAGUUCAUCUUUCAGAAAUUGAUGAAAAUGCUAAAGGUGUGGUGCAGGCUGUAGGCAAUGAGGAGACAUAUCUUCAGAAGUUAGACAAACCUACAAAUGGAGACUUUUCCACACACUUUGGCAGUUCUAGUGGUAGGUCAGCUUUGCUUGUGCCAGCCAGUGCAAUGCCUCCAAAUGUAAAUAUGGUGGAGGUUAAUGGAGUGCAAUACCAUGUUAUAAGGGAAAAUCAGCAGCACUGACCUUAUGUUUUCAUUUAGUCUAUCAUCCAUUUGUCAUUUUUAGAGAGAGAGAGAGAGAGAGUUUUAUAUAACAUUACAAAUAGAAUAAUACUUUGUCCCGACUUCUUGUCCAUCAAUCUCCCCAGUCUGCAACUAUAUAAAUAAAAACAACAUAUUUGGUUGCAAAUCCUUCAUCCAGAACUGAAAAAUCAUAAGAUAUAAGUUUUCAAGUACAGGCAUUAGCUAUGACUCACCUAUGAUACUAUAACAUAACCAUGUGUGACCCCAAAACAAAACCCCCCACAUGUGUUGUACAGUGAGUAUUCAUCACCAUAUGCACAUAAUUUAGCUCCUCCAUGAGGAGCCACUAUUGGUAAGAUCUAUCUACAAGUGUCUAAUUUUUAUCUUAAGCUAUAAAUACUUCUUGCAUUGACCACA